Molecule: messenger RNA, 675 nt
Organism: Mytilinidion resinicola
Lineage: Eukaryota; Fungi; Ascomycota; Dothideomycetes; Mytilinidiales; Mytilinidiaceae
Product: tetraspanin
Exons: 3
Coding region: 1-675 (224 amino acids)
Cellular component (GO): membrane
Source: RefSeq, a predicted model, not a curated record
AUGCCGAACAAGCUCAUGAUGGUCUUCGUCGGCACCGACAUCAUCUUCGCCGGGUGCGGAGGCCUUCUCAUUGGCUUCUCGCUCCUGUCAGAGACCCAGAUGCGUGCCACGCCAACCAUCACCACUGUUGCCGAGCAUCUACUGCUCAAGCAGUGUCCUCUUACCGCCGGCGUCGUUAACGCUAUCUUCAUCUUCCUGACUUUCAUGCUGUCCCUCCCCGCCCUCUUUCUACCGCAAAAUCGCGGCUGGCUACGUGCUCAGGGCUGGCUUGUUGUCUUCUGCGCUACCUUUACGCUGGUGCUGGGUCUUACCGUCUGGUUCGUGACACUGCACAGUCGCGCCAAUCUCAACAGGAUCUGGGCGCAUGAGCAGCCGUUAACCCAGAGCUUGCUCCAGCAAAAGUUCAACUGCUGCGGCUACAACAACUCGACUAGCCCGCCCUUCAUUCAGGACGGCACAUGCACCAACUCGCUGGUCGCCGCCCAAAAAGGCGGCUGCAUCAGCAAAUUCUCCAGCUUCGCAAACGGCUAUCUCGAUCUCAUCUUCACUGCCGCCUUUGGAAUCGUCGGUAUUGAUGUUGUGCUGGUGCUGUGUGUCGCGAUGGUGCUCAAGUAUCGCCAGGAGUUGGAGCGGUACAAGCACAUCGAUGAGAAGAAUGGUUUGGGUGGAUUGUAG